This is a messenger RNA of Meriones unguiculatus (Mongolian gerbil), 5593 nucleotides long. RefSeq names its product AT-rich interaction domain 4A (gene Arid4a). NCBI's taxonomy places the organism in Eukaryota, Metazoa, Chordata, Mammalia, Rodentia, Muridae. Gene Ontology annotation, biological process: regulation of transcription by RNA polymerase II. The coding region runs from base 227 to 3991 and encodes 1254 amino acids. The record is from RefSeq and is a predicted model, not a curated record. Gene Ontology annotation, molecular function: transcription cis-regulatory region binding. The transcript has 24 exons. Gene Ontology annotation, cellular component: nucleus.
ACAGCUUGUUAUUUGGUGGAUUGUGGCAGUAAAUCGGGGCGAGUGGGGAACCCGGCGCAGGAACUGCCGCUGCGGCCGGGAGCGGUGCUGCCCGGAAGGGGGACCACGGCGGCCGGCGGGGCGGCGGACUGGAGGGCUGACAGCGCUCUGCACCCGCAGGAGCUUGGCUCUAGUGCCCGGGGACGAGAACUCCUGGAAGCUGGAACCCCACAGGUCACCAGUCAAGAUGAAGGCGGCGGAUGAGCCUGCCUACCUCACAGUGGGAACUGAUGUCAGUGCCAAGUACCGAGGAGCCUUCUGUGAGGCAAAGAUCAAGACCGUGAAAAGGCUGGUGAAAGUUAAGGUACUUCUGAAACAGGAUAACACAACACAGUUGGUGCAAGAUGAUCAAGUAAAGGGCCCUUUAAGAGUUGGAGCUAUUGUUGAAACAAGGACAUCUGAUGGCUCCUUCCAGGAGGCUAUUAUCAGCAAGUUGACGGACGCUAGCUGGUAUACUGUGGUGUUUGAUGAUGGCGAUGAGAAAACUCUGAGGCGGACCUCACUUUGCCUGAAAGGGGAGAGACAUUUUGCCGAGAGUGAGACCCUUGACCAGCUUCCCUUAACAAACCCAGAACACUUUGGAACGCCAGUCAUUGCAAAGAAGACAAACAGAGGGAGGAGGUCUUCACUUCCUAUUACUGAAGACGAGAAGGAAGAAGAAAGCAGCGAGGAGGAGGACGAGGACAAGCGGCGUCUGAACGACGACCUGUUGGGGAAAGUUGUGAGCAUGCCGUCCACGGCGGAGAGCUGCGAAUGCUGCCCUGCUCUGGUCAUCUCUCCCAGCUGCAAUGAUGACGUCACAGUGAAAAAGGAUCAGUGUUUAGUUCGCUCAUUUAUUGAUUCUAAAUUUUACUCUAUAGCAAGAAAGGACAUUAAGGAGCUAGACAUCCUCAGUCUGCCAGAAUCUGAGCUCUGCGCGAAGCCAGGGCUGCGCAGAGCAAGCGUCUUCCUAAAAGCUAGAAUCGUUCCUGAUAAUUGGAAAAUGGAUAUAAGUGAAAUCCUUGAGUCAUCCAGCAGUGAUGAUGAGGAGUGCCCAGCUGAGGAAAAUGAAGAGGAGAAGGAAAAGGAGGCCAAAAAGGAGGAAGAAGAGCUGCCCGAGGAAGAGCCUGAUCCUGAAGAGAGGGACAACUUCCUCCAACAGCUUUAUAAGUUUAUGGAAGACAGAGGCACUCCCAUCAACAAACCACCUGUUUUGGGCUAUAAAGACCUCAAUCUCUUCAAGCUCUUCAGACUGGUCUACCAUCAGGGGGGAUGUGACAGCAUUGACAGUGGUGCUGUGUGGAAGCAAAUUUAUAUGGACCUUGGCAUUCCAAUUUUGAAUUCAGCUGCUUCCUACAAUGUAAAAACUGCUUAUAGAAAGUAUCUCUAUGGUUUUGAGGAGUACUGCCGCUCUGCAAAUAUUCAGUUCAGAACUAUUCACCACCAUGAACCAAAAGUAAAAGUGGAAAAAAAAGACUUCGAAGAAUCAAUGGAAGAGGCUCUAAAAGUGGACCAGGAAAUGCCUUUAAUGGAAGUGAAGAGUGAGCCUGAGGAGAAUACUGAUUCAAACAGUGAAAGUGACAGAGAAGACGUAGAACUAAAGUCUCCAAGAGGGCGAAGGAAAAUUGUUCGAGAUGCAAAUUCUAUUAAAAAGGAAAUAGAAGAAGAGAAAAUAGAAGACCAAUUCGUCAAAGAUGACAUAGAAAAUAAGGAUGUCGGUGAUGACUAUGAAACAGCAGAGAAGAAAGAAAAUGAGCUGCUACUUGGGAGAAAAAGUACACCAAAGCACAAAGAGAAGAAAAUUAAAAAGCAAGAGGAUUCUGAGAAAGAGUCAGAUGAAGAGGAAGAGAAGAGCCAAGAGAGGGAAGAAACUGAGAGCAAAUGUGACUCGGAAGGGGAGGAAGAUGAAGACAGCACAGAGCCUUGCCUGACAGGAACCAAAGUGAAAGUGAAGUAUGGACGAGGAAAAACUCAGAAAAUUUAUGAAGCCAGCAUUAAAGGCACCGAGAUGGAUGACGGGGAGGUUCUGUACCUGGUGCAUUAUUAUGGAUGGAAUGUCAGAUACGAUGAAUGGGUCAAGGCUGACAGGAUAAUCUGGCCCUUGGACAAAGGCGGACCAAAGAAAAAACAAAAGAAAAAAGUUAAGAAUAAAGAAGAUAGUGAAAAGGACGAAAAGAGGGAUGAAGAGAGGCAGAAGUCCAAACGAGGAAGACCUCCUUUAAAAUCCGCCUUUCCGUCAAGCAUGCCAUACAGUUUGUCUAAGACGUCAAACAGUGAGGGGAAAUCAGACUCUUGUUCGUCAGAGAGUGAAACAGAAGACCCUUUGGAGAAGAGCUCGAUAAGUGAAGAACUUUCUCCUGAUAUUAAAGAAGAAUUGGAAAAAAGUGAAAAUUUAAAUGAUGAUAAACUAGAUGAAGAAAACCCAAAGAUUGUACAUAUAUUAAAAGAAAACGACAGGACUCAGAUGCUGCCCUUGGAGUCCCUGCAGGCAGAGGGGGAAGACAGUGAUCAAACAGGACACGUCUUUGGAAACAGAGUGGAUCAAGCGGAAGAAGCUAAGAGACAGGUGGAAAAGUCUCCUAAAGGAAAGGGAAGGCGGAGCAAGACAAGAGAGCUUUCUUUAGAAAUGAUGAAGGCAUCAUCGUUCAGCCUGGAAGAGGCAGGCGGCGAAGCACAUGGGGACCCUCACAGCCUGGAGUUUUCUUCACUAGACUGUAAAAGCUUUUCUUCUACUGAAGAUGAAGUCGACCAAUACGAGAAAGAAAAGAAGCUGAAACGGAAAAUACUGGGACAGCCAUCACCAGAGAAGAAAAUAAAACUUGAGAAUGGAAUGGAAGCGACAGCAGGCACAGCCCAAGAAAGGACCAACGAUGGCGUCGGAGCUGAGGGCACCAGAGGCUCACACUUGGAGCAGCACUUUGAACACGAAGGGAUGCCGUCUCUGAGAGCAGAACCAGACCAGGACAUCCGAGAACUAACCAGUGAACAGGUGGACAGUCCAGCUGAAGAACCCGUCCACACGCCACUCAAAGAGGAGGACGUGAUGCCUUUGAUCGGGCCUGAAACCUUGGUUUGCCAUGAGGUAGACUUGGAUGAUUUGGAUGAGAAGGAUAAGACCAGUAUUGAGGAUGUGGUAGUUGAAGGCUCCGAGUCUAACUCUCUGGUUUCUGUUCCGCCUGCCCUACCUCCUGUAGCACAGCAUAACUUUUCAGUAGCUUCCCCACUUACUCUCAGCCAAGAUGAGUCCCGAAGUGUAAAGAGUGAGAGCGAUAUAACCAUUGAAGUUGAUAGCAUUGCCGAAGAAUCUCAAGAAGGCCUCUGUGAGAGGGAAGCAGCAAACGGGUUUGAAGCCAGCGUUGCCCCUGGUACCUGUAGUAUAAUUGUACAAGAGAGAGAGAGCAGAGAGAAGGGUCAGAAAAGGCCAAGCGAUGGAAAUGGUGGAUUAAUGGCAAAAAAGCAAAAGCGAACCCCAAAGCGAACAAGUGCUGCAGCCAAAAGUGAAAAGAAUGGAGCAGGACAGAGCAGUGACAGUGAGGAUCUCCCUGCCAUCGACAGCUCCAGCAAAUGCACGCCGGUGAAGCACCUUAGCCUGCCCAAGCCACAGAAGCUGCCUCGCUCUCCCGCAGGAAUCUCACCUCACAUCAAAGACGGCGAUAAAGAGAAACACAGAGAAAAGCACCCAAACUCCUCCCCCAGGACGUACAAGUGGAGCUUCCAGCUCAAUGAAUUAGAUAAUAUGAACAGUACAGAGAGAAUCUCUUUUCUCCAAGAGAAACUACAGGAAAUCAGAAAAUACUACAUGUCUUUGAAGUCUGAAGUUGCAACCAUCGACAGGAGGAGGAAAAGAUUGAAAAAGAAAGACAGAGAAGUGCCUCAUACAGGAGCCUCUCUGUCAUCGGCUUCAUCAGACACUGGAAUGAGCCCCUCUUCAUCCUCUCCCCCCCAAAAUGUACUUGCUGUAGAGUGCAGGUGAUGAACACUGUCUCCACCUUCCAGCAGUUUGCUGCCAUGGACAUAAAUUCCCAAACCCUGAAAUUCAACCACAGAAAGCACUCAGCCAGCUAAGUAUAUCCUGUAUAUUUUUCCAGGGUUGUAUCUAUACCCUCUUCUCUUCUUUUUUAUUGUUGCAAAAAAAUAAGCUUAUUAAUAAUUGAAGGUUAGGCGGCCUGCCAUACUGGUCAUAAUUUUUCCUCUAUUUUUUUUUUUCCUUUUUUGUGAUAGAGAAGAAAAGGGCACUUAGCAGAUUUGAAUUUGUGUAACGAUGCUUUCAGGUGUUCUAGGAAUCAUAGACAAGCGAGUGCACGUGACGAGCAGCGGCACAGUAGCGCUGAGCAGCUUCUGCACUCUCACGGAGCUGCCUUUGAAUACUUUCGAGUAGGGGUUUACUUUGUGUUCCUCUUUUUUUUAUUAUUAUUGUUACUGUUGAUUUUUUUUUUUAAUUUCAAUUUUUGUGGAAGCACUUGCUAUGUAGAACUGCCAAAGUAUAUGUUCAGCAGUGUGCCCAGGUUUAAAAGUGUAAAUGGGACAAAAUAAAUUGUGAAAGGAAGUGUAGUUGACUGAAAACUGCAGUUGUAAUAAGUCUUCCACUUUUUAUAGGACUUUUGAGCACACAAUUAUGCAAAUAUUUUAAUGUUUAUUAAUGUUUACAGUGGAAUUGUGAAUAAGUUUUCAGUGGACUAUCUUAUCCCUUGACAAAAAUAUUUUGUCUUUUUUCUAUGUAAUUUCAGAGUUUUUAUUUUGUUACAAAAAUACAAAAAUGAAAUAUAUAACAACAAUGAAGUUAUUUAACAAGAUUUCUAAAGCUGAAAAUUUUGUGUAAAAUAAGGUAUUAUCUUGCAACUUGUUAAAUAUAUUUAUUCAGACAUUGGAUGGUUGUAUUUUUAUGUAUUUUUUAAAAUAUUAAUAAAAUUGAAAAAAAGAAAAUUCUAGGUUAACUCACUCUUUGGAUGGCAGUAGUUCCCAGCUGUCCCUGUCGCAGGGGCUGCCUUCGCAGCCGUGUGUGCUGGAGGGAGCCUGUGUCAGCCUCCCCAGCCGAGCAGCUGCAGGCGGGCAUCUGGAUCACGCGAGUGUGUCCUUGUGGAGGAACUUUGGCAGUCCUCGUAUUUACACUUUUUUGAGGAUCAAAUUUUUGGUUGCCCUUAAGAUGCUUUGUCACAGUUUUUAUGUUUGCUGUACUGCCGAAUAAAUUUCUAUCUCCCAAAGUCGAGAUGCAACAGUUACGUAAAGCCACUAUGUAUGCCUUGUCUGUGAAUUGUUCCACAGACUGAUACAUUUGUAAAUAAUUCUUCCAAAAUCAUGUAUUUAAAGCAGUUUUGCAUAUACAUUAUGUAAAAAGGUGAUUUUUUUAAAACACUUUUUAAAUCCAUGUUUGUACAUUAAAAGGGGUUGUUCUGAAGCCUCCUCUUCUGUGUUUCAUGCUGUGGCGUGAUGAGCUGGGGGCCGCAGACUGCGGCAGGCAGAGGCGCACCUGAAAUCACUGUUUCUCAACUUCAUUUCGCCACAUUGUGAACCUGUGAUUCAGAUUUCUUCCAUUUUCUCAGAGAAUUAAAACAAAGAAGUACUCUUGUAACCCAAA